AUGGCGUCUGUCUAUUCAUUCUCAGUGGAGAGUGACGUGAAGACACUCGCUCAAGACGAGGGUAAGCGCAGCGUGGGAGAAAGAUAUGACGCAGAAGAAGACAGUGAUGUAGCUCCCACGCUGCCAACCGAGGGCGAGGCUCGACAGUUUGAAGUCACAACGGUAGGUAGGAGCCCAGACGUACAGCUGAAGGACAGGGCUGCGUCAUCGAAUCCAGAUCCCGCGAAGAAGAGGAGGCCGACGAACAAGACGCUCGCGGGUCAUGGAAACUCGAAGCAACGGACGGUCGAGCCUCAUAAGAAGCGCUUGGCGUUUACCAUCGCCCAGAUCUGCAUGCAGUCCGGCGGACGCUCCAGCGCGGCCGCGCAUGAUUCAGAAGAGGAGCCGGCCAGCUACGUCGAGGAGGCAGACGACGUUGGAGACGACGUAUCGAUUCACUUAGCACAGGAAGAGGCGUCAGUCGAGCUUGCUGAUCUCUCAGAUGCCGAUGAAGAGUAA
This is a messenger RNA of Phytophthora infestans T30-4, 498 nucleotides long. RefSeq lists its product as uncharacterized. The record is from RefSeq and is a predicted model, not a curated record. The coding region runs from base 1 to 498 and encodes 165 amino acids. Lineage: Eukaryota; Oomycota; Peronosporomycetes; Peronosporales; Peronosporaceae. The transcript has 2 exons.